Molecule: messenger RNA, 1389 nt
Organism: Formica exsecta
Lineage: Eukaryota; Metazoa; Arthropoda; Insecta; Hymenoptera; Formicidae
Product: retinoid-inducible serine carboxypeptidase-like
Exons: 8
Coding region: 4-1050 (348 amino acids)
Biological process (GO): proteolysis
Molecular function (GO): serine-type carboxypeptidase activity
Source: RefSeq, a predicted model, not a curated record
ACGAUGGAGCGGCUACUUAUUUGCAUUUUCAUUAUAUUGUGCUUUAUUUCUGCAAGUAUUGGGAGAAAAGGAUUCGGUCCUGGAGAACAAGAAUGGGGCUAUGUUCAAGUACGUCCCUAUGCAAAUAUGUUUUGGUGGCUUUAUUAUACUACGGCAGACGUUAAAUCAUAUUAUGACAAACCGCUAGUCAUCUGGUUACAAGGUGGACCAGGCGGAUCUUCGACUGCGUAUGGAAAUUUCGAAGAACUAGGGCCUCUUGAUACGGAUUUAAAUCCAAGAAAUUACACUUGGGUCAAAGAUUACAAUAUCCUCUUCAUCGAUAACCCUGUUGGUGCUGGCUUUAGUUACGCUCAAAACAAGUCACAGGGUAUGGUUGAUACGGCAGAUUUUAACGAAAUUAACGCUGCGGCAAACAGCACAAAAGAUAAAAUAGAAAAAGGCCAAUGGACAGAGGCACUUAUUGAUUGCUCUUACACACAAGCUAUCAUUUCAGAAAAAACUUGCAACGUUGACGUUUAUAAUAUUUUAACAAAAAAGAAAUGUAACUCUUCUUUAGUAUCGCCGCAAAAUGUAUUGCUUUUUGAUGAAGAUAUGUAUCGAAAUUUUGUUCAAAUUGAGACUCAGUCACUUGAAAGUUUGAUGAAUGGCCCAGUAAAAAAAGCGCUCGGUCUUAACGUCACUCAUGGUAACCAAUCUCAAAUAGUUCGCAAAAGCUUAAUAGAGGAUAUUAUGAAGCCUGUUACUAAUAUAGUGGACGAAUUACUUAAUGAAACUAACUUGAACGUAUUCGUAUACAAUGGGCAAUUGGACUUAAUUAUCGAUACACCAGGCACUCUUCUUUGGGUCGAAAAACUAGAAUGGGCACAGUGGUGGAAAUGGUUGCCGAGGGAGCCGCUCCUCUCUGAAGAUGGCUUCCUCGAGGGCUCUUUGAAAUUUUUGGAUAAGUUCUGUAUGUACUGGGUGCACAGAGCCGGACAUAUGGUUCCGAAAGACAAUCCAGCAGCCAUGAAAGUAAUACUACAGAACCUGACAAACAAUGCAUACAACUAAACAAAAGCAAAAAUUAGCUUUUAUAUUUGUAAAUAUAAAAACUAAAUGUGUAAUUUUGGUGAUGUUACACUCAAAUUAUAAAAAUUAUUUUAUCCAUUUUUCAUAAAGUUAAGAAAAGAAGCAAACAUAUUUAUGCAGUUUCGAUGAUGCAAUUGUUAAAAAACAAUUCUGAUUAUAUUAUCAUAUGAUAAAUUAAAAUUGUUAUAUAAUUUAUAUUAUAUAUAAUUGACACGUUUUAUACUUUAGUAUAUAAUCGUUCGUAUAUGCCUAAUUUACAUUACUUCUAACUUUUUAUCUCUUAGACAUAUUGUUAAUAAAUGAUUUAUAUUUAAUAGCGCA